ACGUGCCUCGGAGUCUGGGUCAGUUACCCCGCCCCAGGCCCCCGCCCCCGCCCGAUCCCUGGCCGGAAACUGAGCGGUUUACUUCCGCCACCAGCCGGAAGUCUCCUGCCACUGAACGCCAAGGAGUUUCCAGUGGCUCCGCUGUGUAACCGGGGCUUCCCUAUGGCGGCUUCCUUGGUGGGGAAGAAGAUCGUGUUUGUCACGGGGAACGCCAAGAAACUAGAGGAGGUCAUUCAGAUUCUAGGAGAUAAAUUUCCAUGCACUUUGGUGGCACAGAAAAUUGACCUGCCAGAGUACCAGGGUGAGCCGGAUGAGAUUUCCAUACAGAAAUGUCAGGAGGCAGCUCGCCAGGUACAGGGACCCGUGCUGGUUGAGGACACCUGUCUGUGUUUCAAUGCCCUCGGAGGGCUCCCUGGCCCCUACAUAAAGUGGUUUCUGGAGAAGUUAAAGCCUGAAGGUCUCCACCAGCUCCUGGCUGGGUUCGAGGACAAGUCAGCCUACGCGCUCUGCACAUUUGCAUUCAGCACCGGGGACCCGAGCCAGCCUGUGCGCCUGUUCAGGGGCCGGACCUUGGUGCGUACCCACCUUGAUGUAGUUCCCGCCGCAUGCCACCAGGGAGCGCCGCGACCCGAGGCGACUGCUCAGGGUCUGGGGACGUUGGUGGGAAGGGUGCCCUGGGGCCAGAGAUAGUUAUCCAUGCCUUUCUGAGAGGCUCCCCUGGGCGGCACAGGUAGUAGGGCUGUCAGUCCUAGAAGAGUGGUGGAAAGGGUACCCUGGGGCCAGAGUACCUAAUGCCAUGCUGAGGGGCACCUCUGGGCGGGACAAUGAGAAGUGUCCUCAAUUCUGAAACCUGUUUUACCCCUGAGGCCUGAUAGACUCAAAAGUGCAAACUGAAGGUGACAACUCCCAAAGCUAUUCUUUUUCUAUUUUUACAUUUUUUAUAUUGUUUUGUUGUUAGUAAGAAACCACACUUGGAUAAAAGCUACAUCUAUAGCCCAGACUUCUCCAAGCUCAGAUCUCCUCAUCCAACUGCCAAGGUGCUUGACUAUCUCAGCCUUUCCAGCUUUUCAUGUUCAUCUAUAAUAGAUUCUAAGCUCUUUUUAAUUUAUUUUUUGAGACAGAGUCUUGCUCUGUUGUCCAGGUUGGAGUACAGUGGCAUCAUCUUGACUCACUGCAACCUCCGCCUCCAGGGUUCAAGCAUAGAAUCUUAAUUCUUAGCCAGGUUUGGUUAAUUACCCCUGUUAUCUCAGCACUUUGGGAGGCCCAGGUGGGAGGUUUUCUUGAGGCCAGGUGUUCAA
This is a messenger RNA of Sapajus apella (tufted capuchin), 1298 nucleotides long. RefSeq names its product inosine triphosphate pyrophosphatase-like. Gene Ontology annotation, molecular function: nucleoside triphosphate diphosphatase activity. The transcript has 6 exons. Gene Ontology annotation, biological process: nucleoside triphosphate catabolic process. Bases 163 to 690 code for a protein of 175 amino acids. Gene Ontology annotation, cellular component: cytoplasm. The record is from RefSeq and is a predicted model, not a curated record. NCBI's taxonomy places the organism in Eukaryota, Metazoa, Chordata, Mammalia, Primates, Cebidae.